UGUAGACAUCUGAGAAAACGAUUCGACUAAUGCGCUUUCCACUAGUUAUUUUUAAUUUUAAUUUCAGUUUAUGAUUUAUUUCUUAUGCGGUUUCAGAGGGAUAACACUUUUUUCUUUUCUUUUCUUUUCUUGUCUUUUUUUUAACUACUGGACAUAUCAACCUCAUACACCGAAGGACGGAUCGACAGCCGUGGCAUGAUCGUGUUUUGCUCAUAGAGAAGGUGCAGCCCUCACAGAGAUGACUACAUCACUGUUGCUCCACAGGACAGUCUUGCUGACUGUAGUCGUCUGUAACUUGCCUUGCAUCGCUUCCUCCCUCAACCUGGAGGAUCCCAAUGUCUGCAGCCACUGGGAGAGUUACUCUGUGACAGUGCAGGAGUCAUAUGCCCAUUCUUUUAAUCAGAUUUAUUACACCAGCUGCACUGACAUUCUCAACUGGUUUAAGUGCACCAGACACAGGAUGAGCUAUAGAACAGCAUAUCGUAGUGGGAACAAGACCAUGUACCGGAGGAAGUCUCAGUGCUGCCCAGGCUUCUAUGAGAAAGGAGAGAUCUGUGCUCCUCAUUGUACAGAGAGCUGUAUUCAUGGCCGUUGUAUGGCACCCAACACCUGCCAGUGUGAGCCAGGCUGGGGGGGCUCCAAUUGCUCGAGUGCUUGUGACAAUCAUCACUGGGGUUCCCACUGCAGUAACAGAUGUCAGUGCCAGAAUGGAGCUCUGUGUAACCCUAUCACUGGAGCUUGUAUCUGCACUCCUGGAUACAGAGGUUGGCGCUGUGAGGCGUCGUGUGAAGUAGGCACUUAUGGGAAUGGAUGCCAGCAGAAAUGCCAAUGCCAGAAUGGUGCUGCCUGUCAUCAUGUGACCGGAGAAUGCAAGUGCCCACCAGGAUACACUGGUGCUUUGUGUGAAGAACUCUGUCCACCAGGUAAACAUGGGCAGCAAUGUGAGGAGAGAUGUCCAUGUCAGAAUGGAGGAGUGUGUCACCAUGUAACCGGAGAGUGCUCCUGUCCAGCAGGAUGGAUGGGAACAGUUUGUGGUCAGCCAUGUCCAGAAGGGAGAUUUGGAAAAAACUGUUCCCAGGAAUGUCAGUGUCACAACAAUGGCGUUUGUGUGUCAUCUACUGGACAGUGCGUCUGUAGCCCUGGAUACACAGGAGAACGGUGCCAGGAUGAGUGUCCCCUUGGUACUUAUGGUGCUGCCUGUGCAAAGACAUGUAAUUGUAAAAACAACAGCAAGUGCUACCACAGCAAUGGAAUGUGUCUUUGUGAGCCAGGAUACACAGGAAAGACAUGUGAUGUCCGACUGUGUCCUGAAGGAAUCUACGGCCUGCGUUGCGAUAGGAGAUGUCCGUGCUAUGUCCAGAACACUCGUGGCUGCCACCCGAUAUCAGGGGAGUGCACAUGUCUGCCUGGUUGGUCAGGUCUCUACUGCAAUGAGACGUGCACUCCAGGAUUUUAUGGCGAGUCCUGUCAGCAGGUGUGCCAGUGCCAGAAUGGUGCUGAUUGCCACAGUGUGACUGGAAAGUGUAUCUGUGCUCCAGGCUUCACGGGUCCCAUAUGUUCAGUGCCAUGCCCAGCAGGAACAUUUGGUGUGAACUGCUCCUCCAGCUGCAACUGUAAGAACAAAGCUAAGUGUUCCCCCAUAGAUGGAUCCUGUUCAUGUAAGCCAGGGUGGCAUGGGUUAGACUGCUCCAUCAACUGUCCCAGUGGCACAUGGGGUUUGGGAUGUGAUUCCACAUGCAUGUGUGGGAACGGAGGAGCGUGCAACCCACUGGAUGGUCACUGUACCUGUGCUCCGGGCUGGAGAGGAGAGAGAUGUGAACUCCACUGUCAGGAUGGUACCUAUGGUCUGGAUUGUAAAGAACGCUGUGACUGCAAUCAUGCUGAUGGAUGUCACCACGCUACUGGUCACUGCCGCUGUUUGGCUGGAUGGACGGGUAUCCACUGUGACAGCGUGUGUGCAGAGGGCCACUGGGGUCCAAACUGCUCCCUCCCCUGUAACUGUAAGAAUGGAGCAUCCUGCUCUCCAGAUGAAGGAACCUGUGAGUGUGCUCCAGGAUACAGAGGCCCAACCUGUCAGAGAAUCUGCUCGCCAGGUUAUUUUGGUCACCACUGCAGUCAGACCUGUCCACAAUGUGUCCAUAGUAAUGGACCAUGUCACCACAUGACAGGACAGUGUGAAUGUCUGCCAGGCUUCAAGGGAGCACUGUGUAAUGAGGUGUGUCCCAGCGGUCGUUUUGGGAAGAAGUGCGCCCAGAGCUGCAGCUGCACAAACAAUGGAACCUGUCAUCCUAUUGAUGGCUCCUGUCAGUGUUAUCCAGGAUGGAUUGGCAGUGACUGCUCUCAAUCUUGUCCAACUGGUCACUGGGGACCCAACUGCAUCCAUACAUGUAACUGCCACAAUGGAGCAUACUGCAGCGCUUAUGAUGGAGAAUGCAAGUGCAGCCCAGGAUGGACUGGCCUCUACUGCACACAGCGCUGUCCGUUGGGUUUCUUUGGGAAGGACUGCUCUCAGACUUGUCAAUGUAGGAAUGGAGCUGACUGUGACCACAUUUCUGGACAGUGCACAUGUCGAACUGGUUUCAUGGGGAAAUACUGUGAUCAAAAGUGUCCUCCUGGUUUAUAUGGUUAUGGUUGCCAUCAGGUCUGUGACUGUCUAAAUAACUCCACUUGUGAUCACAUGACUGGUUCAUGUUACUGCAAUUCAGGUUGGAAGGGAGCUCGAUGUGACCAAGCUGGUGUGAUUGUGGUGGGCAGCCUCAACACUUUGACUAGUGCAGCGAUGCAUGUAGACACUUACCAGAUUGGAGCCAUUGCAGGAAUCAUUAUCCUUGUGCUGCUUGUGCUCUUCCUUCUGCUCCUCUUCAUUAUCUUCAGGAAAAAGCAGAAGGGCAAAGAGCCCACCAUGCCAUCUGUGACUUACACUCCUGCUGUGAGUGUUGCUGCUGAUUACAAUAUAACAGGUGGUUAUCCAGCAACAUGUGAGCCCCAUCUAAGCAAUUAUUUCUCCAACCCUAGUUACCAUACUCUGACCCAGUGCAUCAGCCCCCAGUGUGGUCCAAAUGGAAAGGCGAAGAACAACCAGGUUAUUGUAAACGUUAAAAAUAUGGAUCAGAGAAAAUGUGCUCUUCUUGUUGAUCAUACUGGCACACUACAUGCAGAGUGGAAACAUGGGGACUGCUUAAAUCAACUGGGAGCCUAUGGAGGUGAUAGAAGUUACAUGGAGAAAUCUUUAAGAGAUCUGAUGAAGGGCACACCCUAUCAUGCCAGCUCCUGUUCGCUCAGCAGCUCUGAAAACCCAUAUGCCACAAUAAAGGAUCCUCCCAUGCUGAUAACCAAAAACACAGAAUGUGGCUAUGUGGAAAUGAAAUCACCAGCUAGGCGGGAUUCACCAUAUGCUGAGAUUAGCAACAGAAGCCCAACCAAUAACCAGAAUGUCUAUGAAAUUGAUUCAACGGUAAGCACCAUCCAGUCCACAAGAGAUGGCAGUGGCCAUGUGAAGUUCGGGCAGGAUCCAUAUGAUUUACCAAGAAACAGCCACAUCCCCUGCCACUACGAUAUCCUGCCAUCCAGAGAGAGUCCUUCCUCAGAGCUCAAGAAGCUGGACAGUGAAUAAUCCCACAGAAACUCUGAACCAAGAUUAGGCCUUACCACAAGGCUGUAGCUUCAGCACUGUGUCUUCUACAAACUGGCACACUUUGUACUCAUAAAAUGCUAGUCCUUAUGUGUUAUUUUACAAUAUUAUUAUAACUAUGGAUUAUGACUACAAGUUGGAUAUAUACAAUUGUGGUCAAAAGUUUCACUCGUCAUUGUAAUUAUAGUCUUUUUAUUAUUUCUUUGAGCUGUCCUUUUUCAAGGGUAAAAUUAUCAUACAGCAUAAAUCUUUAAUGACUUUAAAAACAAGAUGUUGGUGCACAAGUUUGUAUUUAUUUGGAUUUUUCUCAGAUUCACACAAGGUCAAAAUUAUACAUACAGGAUCAAAUAUAUAAACCUCCUUACCAAGUAACACCUUGACCAUUUAAAUUGGUUGGUUUACUGGUACAGAACUGGCCUUUAUGUGUAGUCCACUGUUUUCAAUAGGGUUGAGUUUGAGGCUUUGAAAAGAUCAUUCCAGAAGCUUUGAUGGAGUUUUGAAGAGAUUUUCUUUGGAAUCAUUGUCUUGCUGACAUACCCAGUGGAAUGUGGUGAGGGCGAUAGCUGAAGCAAAAACUCACGAGUGGGAGCAGUUUGGUGAGGGCACAGAAACAGACUUUCCGUCUGCAUUUUUGGGAAACCACCAGUUGGAGAAAGAGGUACUUUACUCAUAUGAGUAUAGUGUGGGUGGGUUGUUGUUGACUUCAACAGGUUACGUGACAUAGUUGGGUGGUAAGAUACCUUCCUUAGUGGCCAAACUGCCAGGAAUCGAUGAGGUUUGCAGUGAGUUCCUAAAGGCCCUGGGUAUCGUAGGGUUGUCCUGGUUGACUUGCCUCUGCAAUGUUGCAUCGAGAUCUGGGGUGGACUGACAGACCCUGGUGGUGGCCCCCAUGUUUAAGAAGGGAGACCGGAGAGUGUGCUCCAACUACAGGGGUUCAGGCCCACUAGGAAGAUCUAUGCCAGGGUACUGGAGAGGAGUGUCUAUUAACUAAAUCUUGGAUGCAGGAGGAAAAGUGAGAUUUUUGUCCUGGUCAUGGAAUGCUGAACCAGGAGUUUGCCUAACCAGUUUAAAUGUGUUUUGGACUUUGAGAAAGCAUUUCACAGUAUCCCUCAGAAUGUUCUGUGGCGGGUGCUUUGGGAGUAUGGGGUAUACAAGGGAAGGGGAGAAGCUGGUCUGGGAACGCCUCAGUGUUCCCCUGGAUAAGCUGAAGGAGUUGGCUGAGAAGAUGAGGGCAUCCUUGCUUGGGCUGCUACCUCCACAACCCUAGAUAGCACUAGAUAAGCGGUGAUGAAAAUACACUUCACUGUGGAUAAUGACACUAAUAUUCCAGCUGUUUCCAGUUCAUGGCAGGUUGGUGUUUGGUGGCUCCUGAGUUGUUCAUGAACAUUCUAACCAAUUUCAUUUCCUCUGAGGGUGACAACUUGGGUCUUUGGUGGUUACACAUCAAAAUGAUUUGAAUUUACCUAUUGUUGUUUGAAGCAAUAAUCUUGAAACCUGCAGUUAUUUAGAAAUGACUCCAAAGAUCUUUCCAACUUGUGUAAAUCUACAUUUCUCCUCCUUAGAUAUUCACUACGUUUAUUGGUUUUCCAUUUGUCUCAGUAUUUUGUAGCGCAAUGAGUACAAAUCCUUUUUGUGCUAUCAAAGAGAAACUACCUGUUAUAGUCAAUUAUGAUGACCAACAAGAAUUUAAUUGGCCUUUGACUUGCCAAUUAAAAAAAGCAUAGUAGAACCUUCAGCACCACUUUUGUAGUUUGUAUGGUACCUGCAUGCAUGUAUGCAUGCCAGACAAUGUGGAGGCAUGCUCCUAAUGAGACAGCAGAUGGUGUCCUGAGGAACCUCCUCCUGCAACUUGGUAGCAACAGUGCAGGGUUGGACAAUGGAUCCCAUGAUUUCACCUUAAUACCCAAUGGCAGUCAUGGUACUGUUGCCUAGCCUGCAGAGGUCUGCGCAUCCCUCCACGGAAAUGACUCCUUAAGACAGUCACUGACACACCCCCAAAUUGGUGAUGUUAAACAGUGUUACAAGUAGCAGCAUAAUGUUCACAUCUACUCGGGGUGAACCUGCUCUCAUCUGUUGGAGUUGGUCUACCUGUACAAACUCUGUAGGGUUCAAAUAUCACCUCAUGCAAUCAGUAAUGACACUAACCCCAGCCAAAUGCAAAACUAGUGAAAAAACAGUCAAAAGUUGAAAAGGGGAAAAAAGAUCUGACCUCCACCUGUAAAACCAUUCCUGUUUUGAGGUUUCAAUGUUGUCUUUCUAGUGCACCUGAAACUGAUUAACAACUCCCUCUGCUACUUGAGUAACUGGAUCAAUAUGCCAUAAGUGUAAAUGAUAUGAUGCUAUAUUCUCAAGUGUUCCUUUAUUUUUUUAGCAUUGCAUUUCAGCCUAUAUUGGAGGUUGGUUUUCAGGCUUUUUUGCAGCUGUCGCUGUAACAACCAGUGACCUGCCAUCAUUUUAAUUAACAUAGGCCUUCCCAUAACUUUCAAAAUCUGAUGUUCACAAUCCCAAACAAUUCCAGGGUAUGCUGCUAAAAAAAUGUGAGCACUUUGUUUCAAGCUUACUGAAGUAGCUGAGCUGUAGCUCAGGAGGUAGAGCAGAUCACCUGCUGAUCGGACGGUUAGUGGUUCGAUCCUGGCUCCUCCAGUCCGUUGGAAUAUGAAUGUGUCUGAAUGUAGUUAGGAAGCAGUAUAAGUAUAGAAGAAGGUAAUUGUAGCAUGUUGUAUAGAGUGCUUUGAGUUCUCUGGGAGAGUAGAAAAGCACUCUAUAAGAAUCAGUCCAUUUACCAUUGCAAAUGAUAUGGGAUACCCAUCAAUUCUUUUUAUUUUAUUGCAACAGAACUGUAUAUGGGUUAUUUGAUUGAGUUUAAGCAAAUUUCUGAAAGAUUACAUGAUUGGUUUUAAGAUGAAAUGUUGAAGAUUAUAGCAGCUGAAAAUGUAUUUGAUGUUUUUAUAUAGAAAACUGGUUCUUGUAGAGAACCUGCUCCAGUAGUCCAAUUCGUUAGAAUUGUUAGUCUGCCUGCCCAUCGAUCUCACUUACCGGUUCCAGUUGCUCUUGCACUACAAUCAGCUGAUUUCAGUUUGUGUGUCAGACAAGGAAAAUAGCAGCACAAUCUACAGCAUGGAUGUGGACAUUUAUUUUUAUUGCGCAAAAGGACAAGAGUGUGAUGGUAAACUUUAAACUAUAUCAAGACAAAAACAACCACAGUAUGCUGCUAACACAACUUCGGCCUGCACAAAAAGACCUGCACGGACAGCAUGCUAAUGCUAAGCUAGCCAAGAACCAAGAGUGAAAACUAAGUGAAUGCCGACCCCGGCCAAGCACCAAGACCCUUAACAUCAACAGUAACAUACAAAUGAGCAGUCAGGUUGCAGUCUCUAUUUCUACCUGUUCAUGUUUGAAUCACUGUGGUCAUUACUUUAAAGUCUCUUCAUGCCGGUUUUCAUCUUUGCUUUGUAUUCAUACCUAAAUACUAAGAGAAAGAUCAUAUGUGUGUCCUCAUUAGAACAUGUAUUUGUGUUGCUGUGUUGAGUUGUAGUAUCAGGUUUAUCUUGUUAAAUGGUAAUUAUGAGAGAGUGUGUUUCAGCUAUUUUACAGAGAAAGUAAUGUAAUGAGUGGUACAAUGAAUUACUCUCUCCUGGGAGUAAUUAAGUAACGUACAGCAUUUCUUUUAAAAGUGUGAAAAGUGUUCUGUGUAAUAUGUGUAAUAAUUACUUUUUCUGAUACUGAGCUGGGAAAGGCUCCAGCGCCCCCCCGCGACCCUGACAAGAAUAAGCAGAAGAGAAUGGAUGGAUGGAUCCCAAUACUGAUCACAAAAAAGAGCAGAAAUAUCUCCAACAUGCACAAACAUUUGCAACAUGCGCACACUGUGUGAUCAAUAAUGCACACAUGAGAUGUGAUAUAUUUUUAUAUGCUAGCGAUGGUGGUGACUCUCAAAGCAGAGCCAAUGAAAACAUAUUGAUAAGUUUUGAACUUAUUGAACUGGUAAGGGAUUGAAUCGAUAAGUGUUAUCGAUAAUGAAACAGGGAUCACUAAAUUCUCAGCAUUCCUAUCCCUAGUAAUCCUAUCAAAUGCAGUCAAUGUUUUAUCAGUACACAAGUAAACCAAAGUGCCAUUUAAAAAACAUUUUGUUUUUCUGUUUGCUUUUUUGUUUGUUAUUUUUUGUACAUAACACAUGAAGUUUUGAGAUUCUCAUUCUAACAGUGUUUUGAAUACUAUGAUUUUCAGUAAUUUACCACUAAUUAUAAGAUAUUUUCUUUAUGGUGAUUAAAUACAGCAUAUAGGAAAAGGUGAUUGCAUUGCAUUUAAUUUCAAAUUGUAAUGAUUCAUUUGUGAUUAUUCUACUUCAUAAAUACCAUCAGUUAUACAUAUUGCACAGCAGUCACUUUCAUUACUCUGUGGCCCCUAUUGUCAUUUACAACUUUUCUGAGCUAGAUACCUGGCUAUUCUAGCUGUUAUACACAGUUUUAUUUUAAAAAGUAACUUGUUACCCACCCUGCUGCUUCAGGGUCCAUGUUCAAUGGAAUGUUUUCACUUGCUUUUAGCAUGUGAUGUUUAGAUAUUUCACCAAUAAAAUAGGAUUGAUUUUGA
Messenger RNA from Pelmatolapia mariae (spotted tilapia), 8218 nucleotides. It is a transcript of the gene megf10, whose product is annotated as multiple EGF-like-domains 10. Lineage: Eukaryota; Metazoa; Chordata; Actinopteri; Cichliformes; Cichlidae. Gene Ontology annotation, molecular function: protein binding; scavenger receptor activity. Bases 239 to 3613 code for a protein of 1124 amino acids. Gene Ontology annotation, biological process: heterophilic cell-cell adhesion. The transcript is spliced from 25 exons. The record is from RefSeq and is a predicted model, not a curated record.